AUGCUCCCGCAGCUGGCGCAUGUUAGCCAGCAACGUAGACUUUAUGUCAUUCUCGAGCAAGCUUGCCUUGAGGCGUACCGUAUCUCUGCGCCCAAGUCGGCCGGCCCGAACGCGCGCGGUCGCGGUGGCGAGGUCAAGUACACACUCCUGAACUGCGAUGAUCACCAAGGGAUUCUCGCGAAGACUGGGAGGGAUAUCGCAGACGCGCGUCCGGACAUCACCCAUCAGUGCUUGCUCACCUUGCUCGACUCGCCAUUGAACAAGGCGGGCCUGCUUCAAGUGUACAUUCACACUGCCAAGGGCGUCCUGAUUGAGGUCAACCCUCAUGUCCGCAUCCCGCGUACGUUCAAGCGCUUUAGCGGCCUCAUGGUGCAGCUUCUGCACAAGCUUGCUAUCCGUGGCGCCAACGGACCCGAGAAGCUUUUACGCGUUGUCAAGAACCCAGUCACCGACUACUUGCCUCCCGGCACUGUCAAGCUCACCCUUUCUGGCGAUGCACCGACAGUCCGCUUGUCGCAGUACUUGCCCUCGAAUGUCGCGGUCUUUGUCGGCGCCAUGGCCCGUGGCCGGGACGACUUCGCGGAUCAAUUUGUCGAUGAAAAGAUCUCGAUCAGCGAGUACGCCCUGAGUGCGAGCGUCGCGUGCGGCAAGUUCUGCUGCGCUCUUGAGGAGCUUUGGGACGUCGUCUAG
Messenger RNA from Schizophyllum commune H4-8, 690 nucleotides. Its product is annotated as Nep1-domain-containing protein. The record is from RefSeq and is a predicted model, not a curated record. Gene Ontology annotation, biological process: rRNA base methylation. Lineage: Eukaryota; Fungi; Basidiomycota; Agaricomycetes; Agaricales; Schizophyllaceae. The coding region runs from base 1 to 690 and encodes 229 amino acids. Gene Ontology annotation, molecular function: rRNA (pseudouridine) methyltransferase activity; rRNA binding. Gene Ontology annotation, cellular component: nucleolus; small-subunit processome. The transcript has 4 exons.